AUGUCCACCACAACGAGCCAGGCUGAGAGUACUCCCGAGUCGCGCAUUCUAGUCGACACAGGACUUUCAAAAGCUGCCAAAUUCCGUGUUGAUUCCGUUGAUCCCAAUCAUGCGCGCUGUCUUGUCGAAAACUGCCCACCAGAACGUGCGGUCAAUUACUGCCAUCUCGUACCUCGCAGAGUCUCGUGGAAAGAAGAAGAUUUUAUGGAUAGCGUGGAAUGGUACUGGAAUCUGAGACGAGGUAGUUUGAACCUAGACACGAGACGCAACAUCUUCCGAGCUGGAUCGUCUCUACACUGGCUUCACGAUCAACAUCAGUGGGCCCUACUACCUCCCCCCGACAUUGUCGAUAUAUACGCACACAGUCUUAUCGAUGCACCCGCUGCUAUACGUCUUGCAGAUCGAAAGGCCUUUCCGACAGUCCCGGAUGGAAUUUACGAAUAUCGGUUGAUUCCCCUGCGUGAUAUGCAAAACGUUGGCAUCAGCCGCCAAUCCACCGACAACCCCCCAACGCCCAACAGCUUCACCAACUAUGUCUACCCUUUCAACGAGAUGCCACCGCUUCGUUCUCAUAUUCACCCGAAGUUUGCCAUUCUGGAAUUUGGUCGUAAAUUGAAAAAGAUGUCGACUGCCGCUCUGGUGAAUGCACUACGCCACACACCAGCGCUUGCCGACAUCUAUGUCAUUUAUGAAGCAUGGACACGCGGUGUUCCAUCUGAAGAUGAGGAUGCCGAAUCCUACAAACCUGCCCCCAGUGAUGAUGACGACCAAGAUAUGGACCCAGACUUCGAUGGGGCAAGCAUCCAAACCCCUGCAGGUCGAGUGCAACGCACGCGGAGCACGCGGAAGCGACCUGCUCCAGAUGACCCCCCCUCAUCAUCCCCUUUACAGCGUUCCAGACAGCUGGCCCGACUCUCUCUUGAGACGCUCGUUGAUCAUGACCGGGAUGUGGGCAAGGGGGGAUGGACGAAGGAAAGCCUGGCGAACUGGGUGGCUACGUGUGCUGCUGAAGUUGAGGAAGUUUUAAAUACCCAGCCAAGCCAAGUAUGA
Cyclocybe aegerita is the source of this 1050-nucleotide messenger RNA. Lineage: Eukaryota; Fungi; Basidiomycota; Agaricomycetes; Agaricales; Hemipholiotaceae. The record is from the annotation of a GenBank genome assembly.